This is a messenger RNA of Talaromyces amestolkiae, 2172 nucleotides long. RefSeq lists its product as uncharacterized. The record is from RefSeq and is a predicted model, not a curated record. Gene Ontology annotation, molecular function: DNA binding; deoxyribose-phosphate aldolase activity; zinc ion binding. Gene Ontology annotation, biological process: deoxyribonucleotide catabolic process; carbohydrate catabolic process; DNA-templated transcription. The transcript is spliced from 4 exons. Gene Ontology annotation, cellular component: cytoplasm. The coding region runs from base 1 to 2172 and encodes 723 amino acids. NCBI's taxonomy places the organism in Eukaryota, Fungi, Ascomycota, Eurotiomycetes, Eurotiales, Trichocomaceae.
AUGAUCGACCACUCCCUCCUCCAUCCAACAAUGACGGACGAAGACAUCCUUUCCGGACUCAGAAUCGCCCGGGAAAACAACGUGGCCACUGCCUGUAUUAAGCCGUAUGCCAUCCCUCUUGCAAAGCAGGAGCUUACCGGAACCGAUGUUAAAGUGUGCCCCGUGAUCGGGUUCCCGCACGGAAACAGCACCACCGAAAUCAAAGUCGCUGAGGCUACCGCGGCUGCGAAGACAGGAGGAGCUGAGAUUGAUAUGGUAGUCAACAUUGGCAAGGUCCUCGGAGGAGACUGGGAGUACGUUGCGCACGAGAUCGACGCUAUCAACCAAGCCGUCACGGCGCACGGCGCAAUCCUCAAAGUCAUUUUCGAGAACGAUUACCUCCAGUCUGAGCAUAUCAUCCGGCUUUGCGAAAUCUGUACCGGGCUGAAAGUUGCCUUUGUCAAGACCUCUACGGGUUAUGGAUUUGUGAAACAGAGCGAUGGGUCAUACAACUACCUUGGCGCAACGAUUAAGGAUCUCAAGCUUAUGAGACAGCAUUCUGGGCCUGAGGUCCAGAUCAAGGCUGCUGGAGGCGUUCGCACGCUUGAUGAUUUGCUUCAUGUGAUGAGCAUUGGUGUCACCCGUAUCGGCGCCACGGCGACUGUUGCGAUUUUGGAUGAGGCUAGGAAAAGGGGCAUCGGCAACGAGCCUGUGACGGUGACAUUCAAGCCUCACGUCAGCCAUGAUGCAUUUCUGGAUCUGCUCAUAUUAGUAGAUCUCAUGCUUAGGAUAGGCUACUGGCUGACCUUUGGACCACGUACAUACUACCUCUUCCAUGGAAGUCCAAAUCUGGCAUGGCCAGUCUGUGGAUGUGGACUACGAAUUGCGCAAGCUUUGAAUUUGCACCGCAAGCCGUCCAAUUCCGAACCGGUAACAUCCCCCGAAGCGCAGCGGAAGAUCGAGACUCGCAAACGAUGUUGGUGGGCUAUCUAUGAGAUAGAGACAUUCUGCUCUAUAUCAUACGGAUAUCCGCACGGUAUCGUUGAUGCGGAUUGCAACGUGGAAUUCUUGGACCCGUUGGCUACCUCCCCUGGCCAGUCACCGGCUAGUUAUAACGCCGUUCACCAGUGCCCAGCUACUCUGCUGUCUUAUAAGUACCUGAUGUCGAAACUCUCGGUCCUUCUCAAGGAUGUUCUGACUGAUCUGUACGGGAUUGGCUCACAUCAAUCCCGAGGAGGCAGCAAAGAGCGUUCAGCGCCACUUGACUUGGAAAUCCUUUUACGCAAGGUACAUCUUUUGGAUGACAGAAUACAAAAGUGGAACGCGGAGAUUCCAGACAAUUUGCGUCUUACCCAAAGUACACCUCCAGUAUAUUCUUCUGCCGAAGAAAUGGAUCGCGACGUUGGUGCAUCUGGCCCUCGAUUCGAAAGUCAUGUUUAUCAUCUCCAAGCGCUCGCUCUUUCGCUUGCUUAUGAAAACGCAAGAAUACUUGUUCAUCGGCCUCUUCUCACAUAUCGAACAACCCUUGGUCGAUGGCGCGAAACAACAAUUCUUCCCAACCUGUCCGAGAAGACAUCUCAUCUCUCAUUACAGGCCUGCCGCGACGCUGCCAUGAACACCUCACAUCUUGCAGAGUCGCCCAUCUUCUCACUCGCCGCUGACACGUAUGCCGCCGCAUUUAUCAGCAUCCACACAUUCACUGCUGGCGUAAUGCUUUGCGUUUUGGCCAGCAUUGAGCCCUUGACCCCGGAAUCUCUACGGUGCAAGUUGGGAUUGCGCCGGCUUAUGAAAAUGCAGGCACGUUUGAGGUCAAGGGCACAAGAAUCCCCCCUCACAGCUCAGGGACUUGAGAUACUGGAACGGUUGACGCGCUUAGUUAUGGAGAAAGAGUUAAAGGAUAUUUUGAGUUAUAGAAGUGAUUCAAACACACAGCCUGUGCAGGCCUUAAGCGAAGGGCAGCAACCCAAUUUUCAUGUUGAUAUGAUUGAAAUUGAAGGAGCUCAAAGGGGGGUUCUUCCAGAUUUCGUGGAAGAUACCACAAUCUCGCAGGCAUUAUUUGACCUUGACCAAGUACUUUUUGAGCAUAAUCUGAACAUACCCCUGGACUCCGAUACAGACUUCGCUGGGCCCAGUAAUGGGAUUGCACAAGAGCAAGCCUGGAUCUGGAGCGUGGAAAGCCCAAUGCAAUCUUAG